Messenger RNA from Cydia splendana, 4093 nucleotides. RefSeq names its product DNA repair protein RAD51 homolog 1 (gene spn-A). Gene Ontology annotation, cellular component: condensed nuclear chromosome. Gene Ontology annotation, biological process: DNA strand invasion; mitotic recombination; mitotic recombination-dependent replication fork processing. Bases 213 to 1235 code for a protein of 340 amino acids. Gene Ontology annotation, molecular function: ATP-dependent DNA damage sensor activity; single-stranded DNA binding; DNA strand exchange activity. The record is from RefSeq and is a predicted model, not a curated record. The transcript is spliced from 8 exons. NCBI's taxonomy places the organism in Eukaryota, Metazoa, Arthropoda, Insecta, Lepidoptera, Tortricidae.
AACAGAAGCUGCGAAGUAAAUAGCAUAUAAAUAGUGGAAAACGUGUUAUAAAUAAAUAGUAGUUGACUGCAAAAUCGCCAGAUUAUUCAUCACAAGGUCGUAAUUCUGUGAAUAACAGGUGCAUGUGGACGUGAUAUUUGAUACAUUUAGAUCCUACAGUGAAACAAGCAGCUGCUGGACUUUUCGAUGUUUAGUUGAUAUUUUCUGGAGCGAUGUCUGCAAUAGCCACCGCCUCAGCUACCACUGUGUCAGUGGACGAAGAUGCCGACGAGUGUGGACCGCAGUUGAUAUCGAAAUUAGAGGGCAAUGGUAUCACAUCGGGAGACAUAAAAAAGCUAGAGGAAGCCGGGUACCACACAGUUGAGUCCGUGGCAUAUGCACCAAAGAAAUGGCUGGUUACCAUCAAGGGCAUCUCGGAGCAGAAGGCGGACAAAAUACUGGCAGAGGCUUCCAAACUUGUGCCCAUGGGCUUUACUACUGCUACAGAGUUUCAUCAGAAAAGGGCAGAGAUCAUACAGUUAACAACGGGAUCUAAAGAGCUGGACAGGCUGCUAGGUGGAGGUAUCGAGACGGGCUCCAUCACGGAGAUAUUCGGAGAGUUCCGCACGGGCAAAACACAGAUCUGCCACACUUUGGCAGUCACUUGUCAGCUGCCGAUUGAGCAAUCAGGCGGUGAGGGUAAAUGCAUGUACAUCGACACGGAGGGCACGUUUCGGCCGGAGCGCCUGCUGGCCGUGGCCCAGCGUUACGGCAUGGAGGGUGGCGCGGUUCUGGACAAUGUGGCGUACGCGCGCGCCUACAACACCGAUCACCAGACCCAGCUGCUGCUGCAGGCCUGCGCCAUGAUGGCCGAGUCCAGAUAUUCACUUAUAAUAGUAGACAGCGCCACAGCACUUUACAGGACAGACUAUUCAGGCCGGGGAGAGCUAAAUCCGAGACAGCAGCACCUGGGCCGCUUCAUGCGAAUGCUGCUCCGGCUGGCCGAUGAGUUCGGCGUAGCAGUGAUAAUAACCAACCAAGUGGUCGCUCAAGUGGACAGUGUGGGAGUGUUCAACGCGGACACCAAGAAGCCCAUCGGUGGGCACGUGCUCGCCCACGCCUCCACCACCAGGCUCUAUCUGCGGAAGGGCCGCGGCGACAACCGCAUCUGCAAGAUCUACGACAGCCCGUGCCUGCCCGAGACGGAGGCCAUGUUCGGGAUCAGCACCGAGGGCAUCACGGACGCCAAGGAGUAGAUUUAGGGCCACCACACACCAGCGUCUUUCGAGCGUCGGCGUCUAUACUGAAAAUCGUAAUUCAAGACCAAAAUAAGUAAGACAAUGUUGCCACUUUUUACUAGCGCGUAAAAAUAAUUAACUAAAAGUACUUUUUUAAAUCGUAGGAGUAAAAUUACCAAUAAAGAAAUUAUCUUAGCGUGUUUAUUUAUAAAAAGGAAUUUACUAUUUUAUAAACAAAUUAUUGCAGUGGCACUGUGGCAACAUUGGCUUACUUUUUUGGUCUUGAAUUACGAUUUUCAGUUUAGUGGAAAAUGGCGUCGCUGCGCAGGCCUUUCCUUUCGGGCACGGACACACCACGACGUCUCUAUGCGUGCACGAUAACAGAUAAGAUAAUGAACUAAAUAGUUGAAAGGGUGCCAUAUAUUACAAAGGGGCAGCAUGAUUCGUCCCUGAAUCGCUGUCAAAUUUCGGUUUCGUAGGAAGUGUUCUUUCUGUACGGUAGUACUAUUAUUUAUUCUGUGGUUCCGUCAAGCUGCAGCCACAGCCAUAGAGUUGACUAGACGCCGACGCUCAGGAGACGCUAGUGUGGGCCUUUCUUAUAGUAGGAGAUCCCACAUAUAUGGUCGACCUUCACCAAUCUGUCUGACGGAUGAAACUAUGAAGAUAUGAAAGAAAAUAUGUUCCAGAACAUAAAUAAAUAGGGUUGCCUAAAGAAAUAUGGUCAAGGCUAUUUUUAAUAAAUUUUUGAAAAAAAAAUUAUUUUUGGCAAAUUUCAUCGAUUUGUCUGACGAACGAAAUAAGUUUCAAUGGAAAUAUAAAAAUAACCGUAUUUAUUUCAAAAGACCUACCCAACGACAUGUCAAACUCUAGGGUUGAAGCUAAAAAAAUGGUCACAUAAUUUUUUUUUCUUUUUUUUUUUCGUUUGAUACCUAUGUUGUAAGAUGUCAUUUGAUAUGAGUUUUAAAAUAAAUAGGGUUCUUCAAAAAACAUUUUUUGAUAAAGUGAAUAUUUUAGGAAAUAAUCGCCUCGAAAGAAACAAAAUGUACGUGAGGAUUUUUUUUGGUGUCAACCCUAUGGUGUGGGAUGUUGUUGGAAAGGUCUUUCAAAAUGAAUAGGAGUUUUAGAAGAACAUUUUUUGAUACAGUGAAUAUUUUCGGAAAUAAUCGCUUUGAAAGAAACAAAAUGUGUGUGACAAUUUUCUUAUCGUUUCAACCUUAUAGUGUUGGGUGUCGUUGGAUAGGCCUUUCAAAAUAAAUAUGGGCAUUUAAACAACAUUUCUUGAUAAAGUGAAUCAUUUCGGAAAUAAUCGUUUAGAAAGAAAAAAAAAGGUUUUUCCUUCUAACUUUUGAACCAUCUAGCAUCUGUCCCAAAAAUAUGGAAAAAAAUCAUAAAAAUAGUGCUUAGAAAACUCAACCAAAUAAAAUUAAAACAAACUUGAUCAUUUAAGCCGUUUAUGAGUUAUCGCUAAAAGUCUUCCCUUCUUAUUUUAAUUACAAGCCUGGCAACCCUUAUUUGUGACCGGAUUUUCGCAGGCAACCCUAUACCAUUGUAUUUGCAAUAAAAUUACCAUCAUAUUGAUGUAUAAUUCAAGCGUCAGACAGAUGAGUGCAAUUAUUGAUAUAAAAUCACCUCUUUAAUAGUGACGGUCUCACACGGCAACCACAUAAUAGUGACCGGAAAAAGAUAGGCAACCUAGUUGAUUUAUGUUGUACAAGUUGUAUACUUUUCAUUGAAACUUAUUCCGUUCGUCAAACAAAUCGGUGAAAUUUGACGAAAAAAAAUUUUUUUUUUAUUUAUUAAAAAUAGCCUUGACCAUAUUUCUUUAGGCAACCCUAUUUAUUUAUGUUCUGGAACAUAUUUUCUUUCAUAUUUUCAUAGUUUCAUCCGUCAGACAGGUUGGUGAAGGUCGACCAUAUGUGGGAUCUCCUACUAUUAAGGCUUGACAAUUAAGCAAUGGUAAUAGACAUAUCGUCGUCGUAGAAUCUUUGUCUGAACUAAUUGGGAACGAGACUAGUUUGGAUAAUCGAAAUGUUUUUUGGGACAAGAUCAAACAAAAACAAUACAGUAUAUACUAUUUGACGUACAAAUUAACGUUAAAAAUAUAACCCUUUAAAAACCUAAACCUAAUAAACAUAUAAUGGUUUUUAAAAGGGUCGGCAACGCGCAUGCACCUCCAGAAUGCAGGCGUCCAUAGGCUAUGUAGACUGUUGACCAUCAGGCGGACCAUAUGCUUGUUUGCCUUCGACGUGGUAUAAAAAAAACAUGAAAAAAGUUCGUAUAAACCAAGUCAGCGUUCGGAUGAUUGUGUGUUCGGAUAAUUGAGGUUAUAUUCUAAGUGAUGUAUUUGGAAUUGGAACCCAUAUGGGGUGUCCAGCUCCAAACGAGUCGGUACAUACCUCAAGUGUAACAAAAUAGACUGUCUGAAGUGCCUAACUAUAAGUUUAAUUGUAUUUCUCAUGUUGACACGACAUGAUGGGUUAAAAUUCAAGACAUUUUAUCUGUGUGAAGAGUAAAAUCGUAUUAAAAGAUAAAAAAAAAGGCUGACCAUGACGCAUAUCGCUGCCCCAAUAUUACAGGGUUCUAUGUUUCACUUUUAUCGAACUAAAAUUUGAACAUUGUCAUAGUGACAUUAAGUCGAAUUUCAAAUAUCUUGAAAAUGUAACAUAGAACCCUGUAAUAUUGGGCCAGCGAUAUAUGGCACCCGCACGACGACACUUCAUAAAACGUAGUAGGUGUUUGUUUUCAUGGACAAACUGUAAUUUAAGCUGCAAACGAUAUUGAUUAUUUAGCUAUUUAUAGUCCCAUCUUUUUGUUUUAAUUUUAUUGUAAAUACGUAAUUGUGAUACUCAGCGAGACAAAUAAAAAUAUGAAUUAUA